AACAAGGAAGUAAACUUUGAGUUGUGUGCGUGAGAUAAACAUGCAUUCUAUGUUCCUCAUCGGGUAUUUCUAUAAUUAAGCUCUACAUUAACUGUAUUUUAUGGCCUAAAUCUCCAUUCUUCUGCUGUUAAAAAGAUGUGAGCUGUAGGCCUACUCGAUGAAGUGACGGCGAUAAACCAUGAUCCCAGUUCAGAGUAAAGUUGGGCUGUUCGCUUUCAUUUGCCUUUUAUUGAUUUCGGUCGCUUUGUGUAGACACUCACCAACAGGCACCGUUGAUUAUCAGGGCACUGAGGUGGAGACCCAGAGUUUGAACGGGAAAUGGAUACUGCGCAACAACAACGGUUCAUUAAACCUACCUGCAGAAGUACCAGGAUGCGUCCACACCGCUCUACAGAAGCAAAACUUUAUUCAGGACCCCUACUAUAGGUUCAAUGACCUCGACUACAGAUGGAUUUCGCUAGACAACUGGACAUACAGCCUCACAUUCAAUGUUCCACAUUCAACCAGACGGAUGAAGAGAGUGGUUUUGCUCUUUGAUGGAGUUGACACGGUCUCCACCAUUACCCUUAAUGGAGUCACUAUUGGCACCACGGACAACAUGUUUCGAUCAUAUGAGUUUGAGGUUGGAGGUCUCCUGAAUGCAAAAGACAAUCUUUUAGAGGUGGGGUUUAUGUCAGCAGUGACAUAUGCAUCACAGAGAGACCAAGCCCAUUCUGAAUACAAAGUCCCACCCGCAUGCCCUCCCCCGGUGCAAAAAGGAGAGUGCCAUGUCAACUUCAUCAGAAAGGCUCAGUGCUCCUUCAGCUGGGACUGGGGUCCUUCAUUUCCAACUCAGGGCCUGAGAGGGGUUGAGCUACAGGCCUUUAACUUCAUCAGACUACAGAGCUUCACAGCCAGCACUGCUUGGGAUUCCUCUCUUUCAUGUUGGAAUGUGGAGGUAGAGUUGUUCUUUGAUGUUGCUGUGGCGACCGAUGGGUGUUUCACGUUGUUGCUACCAGAGCUGAAGGUGUUUCAGAAGUUCCAGCUGUCAAUCAAACCUGACCAAACCAGGAAGUCCCUCCACCUUCAGAUUCCUUCAAAUGUCUCAGUUGACUUGUGGUGGCCCAAUGGUCAUGGAGAGCAGACUCAAUAUCUUCUGUUCAUGGAGGGCAGAACUGAAUCACGGGUCACUUUCCACACAGAAACACAGGUGGCAUUCAGAACAGUGGAGCUGGUUCAGGAGCCCAUUCCCUCCUCCCCAGGGUUGAGUUUUUACUUCCGGGUCAAUGGACGGCCGAUCUUCCUGAAGGGUUCCAACUGGAUCCCUGCACACGCCUUUCUGGACCUGGUGACCCCUGAUACCCUGAGAAACCUACUGCAGUCAGCUGUAGAUGCAAACAUGAAUGCACUGAGAGUGUGGGGAGGCGGAGUCUACGAACAAGACACCUUCUACAGCCUGUGUGAUGAGCUAGGCAUUAUGGUAUGGCAAGAUUUUAUGUUCGCCUGCGCUCUGUAUCCCACAGAACAGGACUUCAUUGAGACAGUGAGGGAGGAGGUUGUCCAGCAGGUCAGGCGACUGAAAUCCCACCCAUCUAUCAUUGUUUGGAGUGGCAAUAAUGAAAACGAGGCUGCCAUAGCAACUGACUGGUUCGGAAUCCCUGUUGCUGAGCGACCAAGAUAUGUGAAGGACUAUGUGACUCUCUAUGUGGAAAACAUCCGCACUAUUGUACAAAAGGAGGACAAAACCCGACCCUUCCUGGUCUCAAGCCCCACCAAUGGAGUGGAGUCUGAGAAGGAGGGCUUCGUGGCCCGUAACCCAUACGACCCUCACUAUGGCGACACACAUUUCUACAGCUACUUAAACGACUGCUGGGACUGGAGGCAGUUCCCUCGUACACGAUUCGCCUCAGAGUAUGGUUUUCAGUCCUGGCCUUCUUUGUCAACUCUCAGCACGGUCUCCAAACCUGGUGACUGGAACUACCUCAGCAGUUUCUCAGCACACAGGCAGCACCAUGAGCUGGGAAACACACAGAUGCUGCUGCAGGCAGCGCUGCAUUACAUACUGCCCAACAGCACCGAUGCUCUGAAGCACUACAGGGACACACUCUACAUCACACAGGUGAUGCAGGCCCAGUGUGUGAAGAUGCAGACGGAGUUCUACAGCCGCAGCCGCUCUGAAAUCAUCGAUGGUGAAGGUCACACCAUGGGUGCCCUCUACUGGCAGCUCAAUGACAUCUGGCAGGGGCCAUCUUGGUCCUCAAUCGAGUUUGGUGGGAAGUGGAAGAUGCUGCAUCACUUUGCUGUAGACUUCUUCUCUCCCGUCCAAGCGGUGGGCUUUGAGGAAAACGACACACUCAAGAUCUAUGGCGUCUCAGAUCUCAGCACUGACUUCAACUUCACGGUCACGGUUACAGUCUAUGAGUGGAGCAGUCUGACUCCUGUGUGCACUGAGGUGUCUGACCCGUGUGUGCUGAAGGGGGGUGAGGCCAUGUUGAUGAUGCAAGUUUCUGUUCCCACCCUACUGAGGGACUGUGGGAGAUGUGACCGCCACUCAUGUCUGGUGACCUACGACCUCAAGGACCCUGCUAACCCCAACAAUCAGCACGGUCCUACUGGUCACCUGUUUCUCACCUCACCAAAGGAAGCAGGGCUGCAGCCACCCAACAUCAAAGCCUCCGUGGAGCGUGACGGAGACAUGUUUGCCUUCACCCUUCACUGUGAGGUUGUUGCAGUGUUUGUGUGGUUGGAUGUUGGGGACGUUGCUGGGCGCUUUGAAUCCAAUGGCUUCCUGCUUUUGUCACUGAAACGGACUGUGCGCUUCUUUCCCUGGAGGCCAACCAGCGUUGAGGAGCUGUCCAAAAAACUCUAUAUCACCUCAUUGCGAGAUGUCUAUUGAGUGUGUGUGUGUGUGUGUGUGUGUCUGUCUGUUGCUUUUACUAAAAUGAAUGUUUUUUUUAAAUAAAUAAUACCCAAAAUUGCAAAAUGAGGCUGAUAAGACUGUA
Molecule: messenger RNA, 2981 nt
Organism: Clupea harengus (Atlantic herring)
Lineage: Eukaryota; Metazoa; Chordata; Actinopteri; Clupeiformes; Clupeidae
Gene: manba
Product: mannosidase, beta A, lysosomal
Biological process (GO): glycoprotein catabolic process; carbohydrate metabolic process
Molecular function (GO): beta-mannosidase activity
Source: RefSeq, a predicted model, not a curated record